CCCAUUCUUCCCCGGCAACCUAGCUCGGAGACGACGGCCGGCGGCCGGCGCGGGCGUGCAGCGUCGUGCGAGCAGCGUGCCAGCGGCAGCGCGUCGCUGUGGCGUGCUGCAGCCGCGCGGCAGGCACAGAUCAGGAGGGACGGCGCGGAAGCUGAAGCUAAGCGUAUACUGAGGUCCGAACAGCACCAGGAUUAAGCAAUGUCCUCUUCGUCCUCUUUCCCCGGCUCCCGCUUCCCCUUCGCCGCCGGUGGCGCCGGUGCUGGAGCCUCCGGCGGAGGUGCGGGCGGAGGCGGAGGAGGCGGCAGCGGGAGCAGCGUGCGGCCCUGGGGAUCGAGCGGAGGGACGUCGGUCUCGUCGUCGGGGAAGCGGAUACAGAAGGAGCUGCUGGACCUCAACGCCUCCGACUGCUCCGCCGGUCCCAAGGGCGACAACCUCUACCACUGGCUCUCCACCAUCAUUGGACCCCAAGGGUCACCAUAUGAAGGAGGGAUAUUUUUCCUUGAUAUUGUUUUCCCACUUGAUUAUCCAUUCAAACCUCCUAUGGUGACCUUCAAAACAAGGAUUUACCACUGCAAUGUUGAUUCUAUUGGGGCAGUGAGUUUGGAAAUUUUGAAGGAUGGCUGGAGUCCAGCUUUAACCAUUUCAAAGGUGCUACUGGCGAUCAAAGGCAUCAUCACAAAUCCGGAUCCAUACAACCCACUUGUGGAGAGCAUUGCACGUUUGUACCUGACUGAUAGAGCUAAGCAUGAUGAAAUAGCUGCUGAAUGGACAUUGAGGUUUGCAAGAUAAGGAGUCCUUUGUGUAAUUAAAUAAGAAAAAAUGACUCUGUAAAGGAAUAAACUUGUAUGUAUCCUGAGACAUAUAACGUUGGAAAAUGACCAAUACAUUAAUCUGAGUUGUGACAUAAA
This is a messenger RNA of Hordeum vulgare subsp. vulgare (domesticated barley), 908 nucleotides long. RefSeq names its product constitutive photomorphogenesis protein 10. Gene Ontology annotation, cellular component: nucleus. The transcript is spliced from 5 exons. The record is from RefSeq and is a predicted model, not a curated record. Lineage: Eukaryota; Viridiplantae; Streptophyta; Magnoliopsida; Poales; Poaceae. Gene Ontology annotation, biological process: protein polyubiquitination. Bases 199 to 789 code for a protein of 196 amino acids. Gene Ontology annotation, molecular function: ubiquitin conjugating enzyme activity.